Molecule: messenger RNA, 1563 nt
Organism: Botrytis deweyae
Lineage: Eukaryota; Fungi; Ascomycota; Leotiomycetes; Helotiales; Sclerotiniaceae
Exons: 3
Coding region: 1-1563 (520 amino acids)
Source: RefSeq, a predicted model, not a curated record
AUGGCCUCGGUACCUUCCAUCUCAGAAAUUAGACGAAACACGCUGGAAAAUGUUGUGGGCUCCGGCUCGGUGGGCACCACAAUUAACAUCACACCCAAUCAACUGAACGGUUGUCCUCGCGUUGAACAAUCAACAACUGCCUCAACUACCUUUCAAAAUUUAAAUACAUCGGGAGAUAACUAUGUUGCAAAUGCCACAUCGUCGUCUCAUCCCUUUCACAACAAUGUGAACUCAACGUUGUUUUUAGGCUCUGAGUAUCUAGAAUUGGAACUCCCUUCAACACCUGAGCAUGUUAGCUCCUUCAUCUACACAGAACUUCCAUCACUUCAGCACGCCACCUUAUCGACUGUCUCUUCAGACAAUUUUCAAUCGGAUAGCUUUCAGCAUAACACCACAAGCGAUUUCCAAUAUGCAAAUUCUAAUCCUUUGCCGAAUCACCCCUCGUUCUCGAUUAGCCAGGGAAAUGCUCAUCAUCCGAACUUCUCGACUAUCUCCCAAAACAAUCAUGCUGCGAAGUUAUGCAUACGCUCGAAUCACGAAAUUGCAGAUGAACUAUUUACUUUGAUACGAACAAAAUUGAUAGAGGGGGAGAAUGUCUCUAUGGAAUACAAGCCCUCGCUUGUGAAAGAUUCUAUUAAAUUCUUCUAUCGCAGACACGCGUUUGGCCCAUCAGAAACUUUGGAAUUCGGUCUGUCUAUUCGCAAGUUCAUUCGAGAGAUUCUUCUAAAUAUUCGGAUUGGAGACAGGGAAGAGAAGAGCUCCUGUAUACUAGAGGCAGUUGAUGAAGCUUACUAUGAAGAAGGAUGGCGUCUCCACAGUACUGUGGAGAGCGGUCUCUCGAAUAAUGAUCGCAAUCUAGGUCAUGAUGCACAUGUUCCCCCCGAAGCCCGAUCAACGACGGCUUCUCAAUCAUUUUUUGAUCCCUCUCCCUCCUCCAGCCAAUCUUUUGUUUUCACGUCACCUUCAAGCUCUCGCUCAAAAAAUCGUCCAACAAAAGAUCACCUCUCCACCAAAGCACCAAGUCUUCAAUCCAAAAGACAACGCCCCACUUCCUCCAAACCCUACAAGUGCUACUGCAACAAACAAUUUGCCUCUCUGAAAGCUCUCCGCAAACAUUCCAACACACACAAUCCCUGUCAAUUUAUCGCCUGUCCUGAACCCUCCUGCACCCACCUAUCUCUCCGAAUAGACAGUAUAGAAGAUCAUCUCAAAACGCACCACAUUGACAUCACCCGUCUUCCUCCGUUCGAGCGUCACCAAAAACGCGAGGAGCUAAAACAAAACACCUUUCUGAUACUAGAUUGUACGCACGACCGUUGUGUUGUCGCGGAUUGUGAUCGAAGAUUUCCGAGAAAUGACCUAGAUGGUUGCAAACAGAGUUUGGCUCAUAUUCUGAGUCAUUAUAAAGAUAAGCAUAACUUGCCGACUUCUUUUAGACAUGCGUGUUCGGAUGAUGUGAUGUGCAGUGGUAAGGAGGCUUGGAGAAAUAGUGUAUAUGUUACCGGAAAACGGAUUCAAAAGCUGGAACAGCAUGGUAUUGAAGAUAUAGAUGCGGAGCUAUAA